UAAAUAGACCCCAAUGCAGAGGUUUAGGUCCAGAAACUCACUUCUCAUUGGCUGGCAACAUGAACACCCUCCAAGCAGUAUUCCUUGUGGCUUUGGGCCUCUCUGUUGCCCAGGCAACCAACCUUAACUACAGGGCCCUGUGGCAGUUCAGAAACAUGAUCCUCUGCACUAUGCCUGAUAGCUGGCCCAUCUUCGACUAUGCUGACUACGGCUGCUACUGUGGCAAGGGAGGCUCUGGUACCCCUGUGGACGAACUGGACAGGUGCUGUGAGGUCCAUGACCGGUGCUACUCUGAUGCCAUGCAGCACGAUGAAUGUUGGCCCAUCAUUGACAACCCUUACACUGAGUCCUAUGCCUACGACUGUGACAAGAACCUCAGAAAGGUCACUUGCAAGAGCAACAAUGACGGAUGUGAGAUGUUCAUCUGUGAGUGUGACAGGAAGGCUGCGGAAUGUUUCGCCAGGAGCCCCUGGAACCCUGAGCACGAGCACCUUCCCAGUAGCAGUUGCCAGUAAGGCCCACAGAGGAACCUGAAAACAUAGUUCAGAUAGCACCUUCAGUGCAAUGUAUGACUUGUUGAAUUGCUUUCCCCCCCGCUAAAACCACCUCAUUUUUUCAAGUUGUGACUCAUGCAAUGCCUUUUGAGUUUAAUCUAUCUGGUUGUCACCUGUUGGGGUUUGCUACCGGUCGUUUCCUAUAUCUGGUUGUGACCUACCAGCCCGUCACUCCAUGAAUCACAGCUAGUUCUACUCUGGGAUUUGUUUCUCGUUUAGAUGGUGUGGAAGAUAAACGGAGUAACAGAUCUGCUAAAUGACUAAAAUGUAAAUGUAAAUUAAACUGAAUAAAACAGAUUGAGAAACUGA
Coregonus clupeaformis (lake whitefish) is the source of this 863-nucleotide messenger RNA. Its product is annotated as phospholipase A2, minor isoenzyme. The transcript has 4 exons. The record is from RefSeq and is a predicted model, not a curated record. Gene Ontology annotation, biological process: lipid catabolic process; phospholipid metabolic process; arachidonate secretion. Lineage: Eukaryota; Metazoa; Chordata; Actinopteri; Salmoniformes; Salmonidae. Bases 60 to 515 code for a protein of 151 amino acids. Gene Ontology annotation, molecular function: phospholipid binding; calcium ion binding.